AUGGGUGAACUUGAAGGAAGAGUCGUAAUCUUGGAUGAACUUGAAGUUACUCAAGGAGUUGAGAUAAGCCCUCAGUUAUCCCAGGCUGUGACAGAGGACAUGAACGAAUAUUGGUUAACAAACCGUCGACGACCAUAUAAGAGAGUAAAAGUUCUGAUGGCUCACUGGGCUUCGGAUGAUUUAGGACUUGCAACGGAGAUGAACGAUCUUGCCUUUGUGUUUCGAGACCUUUACGGAUUCGAAGUGUCCAGCUUUCUGAUCCCAGAUUACCAUCCGUCGGCCAUUUUAUCGAGCGUCGUUAUCGAUUUUCUAGAGGACAGCCCUUUGGACACUCUCUUUAUCUAUGGCGGACAUGGAACGAUCAAUCCCCCAAGAAACGACAGUGUAUGGGCGGCAUCAAGGUUAGGUGAGCCAAGCAUGCCCUCUGCCGACAUUCAAACUCUAUUUGAGGAAUCUCCAGCAGAUUCCGUCCUCAUCUACGAUGCCUGCUGUUCGGCAGACGCAGCCGUCACGCGUCCAACCUUCCAAGGAGUAACUGAAUUGAUCGCAUCUUGCGGCUUCCAGACCACCGCUCCAGGCCCAGGCAGACAAUCCUUCACAUACGCGUUGACAAAUGUGCUGCGCGAGCACUCCCCGACGAAGACUUCUCUUGCAGUGGCAGAUUUGUAUCUCAAAUUGCUUGCAAGGCUCAGACAUACUCAAGAUCGAACUGUGGAAACCACACCGGUCCACUGUGCCUUGUCUAACAAGCCUAUUGGGAGACGAAUAGUUUUUGAACCUAUGGGUAACCAUCAUCCUGUCGACUUGUCCACAGUACAGACCCCCUACGUUUACACGUUUUCCUUUGCAGCGGACACCCUCUGGAUGACCUACGAAGCUUGGUUGCGAUGGAAAGACUGGAUAACAAAAGCGCCUCCCGAAGCAUACUUUUUUAUGGGCGCUCGAGUAUCAACCUAUUGA
Messenger RNA from Mollisia scopiformis, 960 nucleotides. RefSeq lists its product as uncharacterized. The transcript has 3 exons. NCBI's taxonomy places the organism in Eukaryota, Fungi, Ascomycota, Leotiomycetes, Helotiales, Mollisiaceae. The coding region runs from base 1 to 960 and encodes 319 amino acids. The record is from RefSeq and is a predicted model, not a curated record.